AUGGACGAGCCCGAUUUUGUCGUUCUACCGUCAAAUCCAGAAGAAGCUAAAAAGGUCCAGAAACGCGCAGCCAGAUUUACGAUACUUAAUGAUGAACUCUACAAAAGGGGUUACUCCCAGCCAUAUUUGAGAUGUGUAGAAGGGGAAGAAGACAAAUACGUCCUGGAGGAAGUGCACGGAGGAAUCUGCAGAGACCACAUAGGGGCAAAGUCCCUCGUCAGGAAGAUCAUGAGAACGGGCUACUUUUGGCUAAUAAUGCAGCAAGACGCAGCUGAUUUCGUGAAGAAGUGUGAUAGUUGCCAAAGGUUCGGGAUACCUAGGACGAUCAUAUCAGAUAACGAUCGUCAGUUCAACAGCCAAAAGUUCAGAUCAUUUUGCUCGGGCUUGGGCAUCAAAAACAGGUACUCAUCGCCAAGUCAUCCUCAUGCCAACGGACAAACGGAAGUAACCAACCGGACCCUGCUCAAGAUUAUCAAGUCCCGGUUAGUGGGAGCAAAGGGAACGUGGCCUGAAGAGUUACCAAGUGUCUUGUGGGCAUAUAGGACGACAGCGGGGACACCAACAGGAGAAACACCAUUCAGUCUGACAUACGGCACAAAAGCAUUCAUCCCAGUUGAAGUAGGGCUCACUAGCCUUAGGAGAGAAUUCUUUGACGAGCAAACCAAUGACGACCAGUUGAAGCAGAACCUGGACUGUCUAGACGAAGUUAGAGACCAGGCAUCCCAAAGAAUGACCAAAUACCAGUAG
Messenger RNA from Quercus robur (English oak), 747 nucleotides. RefSeq lists its product as uncharacterized. The record is from RefSeq and is a predicted model, not a curated record. The coding region runs from base 1 to 747 and encodes 248 amino acids. Gene Ontology annotation, molecular function: nucleic acid binding. Lineage: Eukaryota; Viridiplantae; Streptophyta; Magnoliopsida; Fagales; Fagaceae. Gene Ontology annotation, biological process: DNA integration. The transcript has 2 exons.